Messenger RNA from Cuscuta europaea, 1987 nucleotides. The record is from the annotation of a GenBank genome assembly. NCBI's taxonomy places the organism in Eukaryota, Viridiplantae, Streptophyta, Magnoliopsida, Solanales, Convolvulaceae.
AAAAUGUGUUUAUUUUGAAAAUUAGACAUUGCAGUCGUGUACCGAUUGUUAGGUUCGCACUUCGCACUUUCGCAGCCAGAAAAGGCAACUACGGAGGUCACCGGCGAAGCUCAAGCCUUCAGUAUUUGGCCGAAAUUAGUAACAAAUUCCGUACUUUUCUUCUGGGAGCUUCGAGGUGAAGAAAAUGGAGGCCUGAAGAGUCACCAAUCUCUCUGGCGCACUACAAACAACAGGACGGACGAUGUCGAAGCUGACAAUUUUCCUAACAUUAGCAUGGGCACUGAGCCUUCUCUAUGGAGAAAUGUUCUCUUUCUGGGUUCCCUUUCUCUGGACGUGCUCUUGGCCUCGCCCAUCUUCUUCUAUGGAGAGAGUAGAUAAUCCUGGUGAUUAUGUAAGAAUUGCAGUCCUUACUGAUCCUCAGCUUGUAGACAAAACAUCCCUCCACCUUGCUCCAAAAUCCUUUGCUCUAGAGAUGGCUCAAUUCUAUACAGAUUUGUUCAUGCGCAGAGCAUUCUUAUCUUCUAUUCUUCCAUUGAAACCAGAUGCCAUUUUUUUCUUGGGUGAUUAUUUUAAUGGUGGACCUUUUCUGACCGAUGAAGAAUGGCAGGAAUCCUGGAGCCGAUUCAACCAUAUAUUUAACCUGGACAUGCUUCAGAGAAGUACAAAUAUUAAGUUGUACUAUCUCCCAGGAAACCAUGAUGUUGGCUAUGCUGCCUUCCACCCACGAAUGCCAGAGGUUAUCAGACGCUAUGAGAAAGUAUUUGGUAUGAGGAACUACCAUUUCAGACUUGGAAAAAUCAACUUUAUUAGUGUUGAUGCCCAAACCUUGGAUGGGCAGCCCCAGGGUAAAGAGACCGCUGCCACAUUAGAUUUUGUUAAAGAUGUCUCCACGAAUGUUUCUUCAAGUCCCACUGUACUAUUAACUCAUAUCCCACUCUAUAGACCUGAUGGGACUUCAUGUGGUCCUUAUCGUUCAUCACCAAUCAUUAAUCAGAGGAUUAACCGUGCUGAUCUUGAUAAGGAGAUACUGUACCAAAACUAUAUAACUGAAGAACAAACAAAUUUCUUACUGGAGUUGAUCAAACCUGCUCUAAUCCUUUCUGGACAUGAUCAUGAUCAAUGUACAGUAAUGCACUCAACGAAGCAUGGUGAUGUAAAAGAGCACACUUUAGGGACCAUAAGUUGGCAGCAGGGAAAUUUGUUUCCCUCUUUUAUGUUGUUAUCUGUGAGUAACCUUACCUUACCAGACGGUUCUCCUCCAGCAAAUGCCGUUUCCACUACUCUAUGCUUUCUCCCUCUUCAAACAUACAUUUAUAUAUGGUAUCUUGUGCUGUUAAUCAUGACUGUUCUUAGUAUAUUCUUCUGGCCCACAAAUGGGUUUCCUUUCUUGCAUCACCUAGGUGAGUACAUGAAAAAUGUAGUUAGUUUUAGCAUGUCUGGAGGAGGGACGAAAGAGAAGAACGAUGAUGAAAUCUAUGAGUAUGAGGAGGUAUGGGAUGCUGAAGGGUCGAUGCACCUCAUACGGAAAGCCUCUAAAGCUCCUCCUACACACUCAAGUCAGUCUUCGGUGGAAAGGGGAAAUGCUGUCAUGCGUUCAGCUGCCAGAAAACAAAACGUUCCCGAGGUGGAUAUUUCAAUGCCUCCUGAUGUUGGGGGUGCGAAAGUGUCAUCUCGGGCAAACAAAACUAAGUUGGCGAUCAGGAGAUUGUUACGGGUGUUUCGAGUGCUCUUUAUAAUAGCUGCCUUUAAUGUCCCUCUAUACAUGAUGCUGCUCUUCAAAGACUGGAUCGACAAAUGAUACAAGGACUAAGCUUAGCUCAUGUCCUCUUUUAACUAUACUAUUCAUAUAGUUACUGAAUUUGUUUAUUUUAUGUUUAAACUUCAUACUAACAAUAUCAUUGUUAUUGUUAUUGUUAUUGUUAGUAUUACUGUUUUUUAUGAUCAUUACUAUUGAUGAGUUAAGAGAAUAAUUUAGGUGAUGAAAAUA